CAAAAAUAUUCCGCCGCAAAGGCCACCGGCGACCCUUGUCCAACAACGCAUCGGUCUCAUUCGGUAAAAAGCGUUCCUGGACGACCUGAGCAACGACGGCCACGCCUUUGCGAUUUGGUGGCCCAAGAUCUUUCAUUUGCACUACACACGUGGAUUCUUUGUCGCCCACUGCGUGGUAACCCUCCUUGACGACCCCCGCACCGUCCAACAAACGCCAUGGCCGAGGGACCGCCCACGAAGAGAAAAUGUCUCGGUGUCGACUGUGAGAACGAGGCUAGUUCUUUACAGUGCCCGAAGUGCCUCAGCCUGGGCAUCAAAGACAGCUACUUCUGCUCCCAGGACUGCUUCAGGAAAAGCUGGGCUACGCACAAGAACACCCAUAAGCAAGAAAAUAAAACCGGUUACUACAACCCGUUCCCGACAUUCAACUUUACGGGGCCGCUGCGGCCGGUCUACCCACUUUCGCCCAGGCGCGAGGUGCCCAAGUCGAUCCCGCAUCCCGACUACGCCGAAGAUGGCAUUCCUAAGAGCGGCAGGUCGCUUGUCAGGGCCAACAAGAUCCAGCAGCUGGACGCUAAGGGCCAGGAAGCCAUGCGCAAGGUCUGUCGUUUAGCCCGGGAGGUGCUGGAUAUUGCUGCUGCGGCGAUCCGGCCGGGCAUCACAACGGACGAGAUCGACGCGAUCGUACACAAGGCCUGCAUUGAGCGGAAUUCCUACCCCUCGCCCCUAAAUUACAACCACUUCCCCAAGUCGGUGUGUACCUCGGUCAACGAGGUCAUCUGCCACGGGAUACCCGACCAGCGUGUGCUGCUGGAUGGCGACAUCGUCAAUCUCGACGUGACGCUGUACCACGAAGGUUACCACGGCGACCUGAACGAGACGUACUACGUCGGCGACCGGGCCAAGGCGGACCCCGACACGGUGCGCGUGGUCGAGACGGCGCGCGAGUGCCUCGAAGAGGCCAUCAAGCUGGUCAAGCCGGGCACGCUGUUCCGCGAGUUCGGGAACGUGAUCGAGGCGCACGCCAAGUCCAGGAACUGUAGCGUGAUCCGCACCUACGUCGGCCACGGCAUCAACACCGUCUUCCACUGCCCGCCCAACAUUCCCCACUACGCCAAGAACAAGGCCGUCGGAGAGUGCAAACCGGGCAUGACCUUUACCAUCGAGCCCAUGAUUGCGCUGGGCAAGUACCGGGACGUGACAUGGCCGGAUAACUGGACGAGCGUGACGAUUGACGGCAAGAGGACGGCUCAGUUCGAGCACACGCUGUUGGUGACUGAGACAGGCGUGGAGAUCCUGACCGCCCGGAAAGCGGAUUCCCCUGGUGGGCCGAUUCCCAUGCCUGCUGUCACGGCCAACGGCACGAAAUAAGGUGGCAGGAUGGCAAGAUGG
Thermothielavioides terrestris NRRL 8126 is the source of this 1392-nucleotide messenger RNA. RefSeq lists its product as uncharacterized. Lineage: Eukaryota; Fungi; Ascomycota; Sordariomycetes; Sordariales; Chaetomiaceae. The transcript is spliced from 5 exons. The record is from RefSeq and is a predicted model, not a curated record. Gene Ontology annotation, molecular function: metalloaminopeptidase activity. Bases 217 to 1371 code for a protein of 384 amino acids. Gene Ontology annotation, biological process: proteolysis.